This is a messenger RNA of Caenorhabditis angaria, 6526 nucleotides long. The record is from the annotation of a GenBank genome assembly. NCBI's taxonomy places the organism in Eukaryota, Metazoa, Nematoda, Chromadorea, Rhabditida, Rhabditidae.
AUGUUGACCUUUUUAUUCAUAUUUCUUCUAUUUUUUGGGAUUUUGUUGAAUCAAAAUCAUGCACAACCACCAGCUUUUUUCACUUUCAACACACUUCCAGGAGGUUGGUUUGGAAAUAGAAUUUUGGAAAAAAAUAUUUGAGGAAAAGUCGGAACUUUAUUUUCAUACAGGCUUAUUGUGAGUAAGGUCGAUUUCUGAAAUUUUGAAACGGCGAAAUUAGUUUUCGGAAUGAUUUUGUAAAUUCGAUACAGUUGAGGUCACGUUUUUAAAUUUGAUUAUUUUUUUAAUUUUUAAAAAUCCCAAAAGUCAAAAUUUCACAAAUUAGAAUACUUGAAUUUGUCAUUUUUAGCCUGAAACUAAGAGUUUUCGAAAUUCACAAGUCAGUUAAAAGAAGUUUGAAAACCAUUUCUGGAAUUAUAAAUUUUAAUCACAUUUGGUCAAAAUAUUUCGAGAUUUAUAAACAGUUCUAAAAUUGGUACGGUUGUGCAUCGAUUAUUUUUAUAUGGUGUUGACCAUUAUUUUUUGGUAUAAAAACUGUAUUGGUGCGAAUCUCGAGCAAAUUUGAAAAGCUUCAAAUAUUUUCGGACUUUCCAAACAUGAAUUAAGCAAAAUCGAAUAGAAGCAUACUUUUGGCAUUAAUUAAUCACGAAAAUUUGAACCAAAAACUUGUAAUUCAACACACCACCUGCUUGUCUUUCUUCUUCUUCUUCUUCACAAUUCUUUCUUUGGUCUCGAAAUAACAAAAGUGUCGAAUUCUUUCAUGCAUACAAUUUUCUCUUUUUUCUCUAAAUCUCUUCUCAGAAAAUGAGCAUUGCUACAGUAUCAUUGUGUCACUUUCAAUAAAAUUAAUAACAAAAACGUGGAGGAUUAUACAAAACAUAAAUUAUGUAAUAGAGGUCGAUGCUUCACUUUUUCAUUUAUUCUGUCAAUUGUAUUUGAUGGCCUUGGCCGAAUUUCUGGUUGAUCAUUUUUAUGAGCAGCUGGAACUGAAAGAAAAAGAACACUGAUUCAAACCAUUGAUACAAAUUCCCAUGAGGGAAAACAAUUGGUUUUUUCCCGGUGAGAAAGUAAAGUUCAUAAAAGACAGAAAAAUAAAAACUAAAAUUAUUUAAAAAGUUUUAGAUUUUUUUGAAUAAAUUAUAGUGUUCGGAUGGACAAACAUUCGGACGGACAAAGAUUUUCUCAAAGAAGAAACGAGAACAAAAAAUGUCUGAAUAUAGAUUGUACCCUCGAGACAUAUUAUCUCAAAAUAACACUACUACUAGCCUUUUUUCCUCUCUCUCUAUUUUUUGGUGUUUGUGUGUAUGAUUUGACAACUUAUCCCAAGGGAUCAUCAUAUUUUUCAAACAAAGAAACAUUUAUGUUGCGGUUUUUGAAAAAUUGCACAGAACAAUAGAAGGUUGCUGACCACGAAUUUUUAGAACAUGUAUAUAAUUUUUUGAUAAAAACCGAAUGGGAUUCGUAAAGUUUUAACAAGGGAAGAUCGUAGAGUCGACAAACAAAAACUUUUUCUGAAACUUUGGCAGUUAAAACAUCUUUCGGUUGGUUUCUAAAAGUGAAAUCUGAAAGUUUGAACAAAGAAAACAGAAGCAAUAAUAGAAAUAGAAAUAAAUAAAUCAAAAUUUAUGAGAUUUUCAAUGAAAUUGUUUUUUAUAGAUACUGAAACGGAAGUGGAUCUACUUGCACCGGUUGAAGCAUCUUUGAAAGCAGAUUCGCGAGUUUUUCGAGCAAAAGGAAUGGAUUCAUUACCAGCAAUUGGAGUACAGCGAGGGGUUGAAAUUGCAGUUCCAUAUCGAUUAUAUUUACCUAGAAACUUUUUCAAACAAUUUUCAUUAUUAGCCACAAUUAAACCAAUGGAUAAAAGAGGUGGAUAUUUAUUUGCAGCAAUGAAUGAAUUUGAUUCGGCUGUUGAUAUUGGAUUGUUGAUUGAACCUGCAGGUAUUUGUCAUUUUUUCUUGAGAAUUUUGGAUGAUUAAGAAUUUUAGGAACUGCACAAUCAAAUAUAUCUCUAAUUGUUCGAUCAAAUUCGAUUGCCUCUUUUCUUGUUGAUGAUUUUUCGCAACAGUGGACUCAACUUGCGUUAGAAGUUUCACAGCAGACUGUCACUUUUUAUUUUCGAUGUAGAAGAUUUGGAGCAAAACAGGUAGGUACAUUUUGAGUAGGGAUAUAUUAGUUGGGGGAAGUUUAUUCAAAUUGGACUUGGCUGAAGAGAUGAUGCGAAUCAGCUUUCAGAAACUCUGAAAAUCUAUUUUUGGGAUUUGGUGGAGGGUGGCUGAAAAUUACUUUCAAAUUUCAAUCACUGAAAUUACAUUGGAAAGAAAAACCAGAAAUUCAAAAUUUAGAAAAGUUCACUCCUGCCAGUACUUUUGUGUGAUUCAGAAUUUUUCAAAAGUUUUAAUUUGGACUAAUUUUUUGAUGUUGUCCUAAUCAGAAAUUUGGAAAAUCAGUCCUGAAGGAUCAGACUAUUCUAGAUUCCCCAAGUUCGUUUCGAAGUCACCCAUGAAUUUUUAAAAAAUAUUUUUCGAAAACUCCCAAAUUGUUUUUUUACAGAUAUCCUCAAGUCUACCUGAAUUUUCUUUCGAUGAAGCUGAAAAAUUGUAUAUUGCCAGUGCUGGUCCGAUACUUGACAAUGGUUUUGAAGUUAGUUCUUUUGUUUUCAAAUUCUUUUUCGCCUUCAGUUUCCAUUCAUUCAUUCAAACAAAAAAGUUGGCAUUUCUCCAAGUAGUAAUGAGUCAUACGGUUUUUUCUCAUACAUUAUUGCUCAUUCAUCGGACGCGCGUUGUCUUUUUUUCGCAAAAAAAAAGCGUUCGUUCGAUGUUGUUUUUUUAAAGCGGCAUUUUCUUUUUAAUCAUUUUGAUAAGAUUUCGUGGGCGCCUUCGUUUUCUAGAAAACAUUUUUCAUCAUUAUUUAUUGUUAUUAUAUAUUGCAAUUUUUUUUUCAUUUUCGAAAAUUAAAAAAAGGCUGACCGAGACAAUUGUCGCUCUUAAAUGAAAAAUGAGAUGUUCAUAUUUUGGAUGAUGAUUCGAUUGGCACAUUUUCAUUUUUUGCACUUUUUGAAAGAUUUGUUUAGAUUUUAAAUCUUGCACUUUUUCUUUUAUUUUUCGAAUUUCAUAUAAACUCUCAUUUAUUUUCCUCAAAUUGCAGAGAAUCUCAAAAACUAUGCGAAUAAUAUUUCUGUUUUUAUUUCUGAUUCAAUUCUCUUUGAUUUUUUGUUCGGAAGAAGAAUUGAAAUCAGCUGAAAUUGAAAUUGUCGAAGAUGAAAUAUUGACUAAUAACACAGUUUAUGAAAUCAUCAAUAAACAGCGUUUUGAAAGAUCUUCUCAAGAAAAUGAAGAAAUUGAUGAGGAAAAACCAGAAAUGUUUGUUUUCGAAAAUAUUGAAUUAGAUUUGAAUGGAACAUCGGCGGAUGAAGAAUUGAAAGAGGUUAAUUUUAUGGGAUAAUGGGUUUUUAUAGGGAGCUAUUCAAGAGCUGAAAUUGAUUGAUGAUUCAACACAAGGAGCACGGCAAUGUGAUGAACAAUGGGUAAUGUUUGAUUAAUGUUGUUUUGAGAAGACAAAAAAUUGAGAUGUGCCAAGAGAAAUGGCCUCCCAUUUCUCAUAAAAAUGGGUUUUUACAAUUAAGUUUUCUGAAAUUUUCAAUGAUUUUGAAAUUAUCUCUUCAUCCAAAUUUACUAAAAAUUAUGUAAAUAUUAGUGGCGACGUCGUAAAUUGGAAAAGGGACGAGAGAUGAGCAGAAAGGUAGGUUUAUAUAGGCUUUGUAUAUUUCACCGUGAAGCUAUCUUAUAAGUUUAUGUUAUUGUUUGUGAAACCUAUAGGUCAUCUAUCUCUGACCAACUAAAAAACAACAAAUAUUUCCGAAAUAAUCUCGAAUUUUCAGCCGGAAGGAAGCGGGUUACCAACUGAAGAAGUUGUGAAAAUACCAAUAAAUGAGAUUCGGAAUUUCCCAACAACUCCAUUUCCACCUCCACCAACUCCUCCACCAUUUCCAACGCCACAAAAAGCACCAGAAGGUUAGUCGAAAAUUGAUUUUCACUUAUGAACAACAAAAAAAUAAGCAUUUAGAAAUUUUGGAACUUCAAAAAAAAAAACAUUUCAGAUUUCUUCUUGUCGGAUGACUCAUUGGUUGUUCCAUUCAGAUCUUUAGGUUUUCCCCCGGUUUUCUUCCUUUUUAGAUGGUUUUUGAGAUUAGCAUGACUUUUGGCUUAUAUUGGGAUGCGGGGUGUGAUAGAUUUUUGGAAAAUGAUGACUCUUUUGAAAUGUUAUUUCAUUCAGAACGUCAAACAUCUCCUCUUGUCUCAUCUUCUCAAACUUGCACUCAAAUUUGUCAAGGUGCACCUGGACCACAAGGACCUCCUGGAAAUGAUGGGAUUCCUGGUUCACACGGGAAUCCAGGUCAUCCAGGACACGCAGGAGCUGAUGGCCAAAAUGGACAACAUGGAGAACAAGGGCCACCAGGUCCGCCAGGAGUUCCUGGUCUUCCUGGGCCACCAGGUGUUCCUGGUACAACAUCAAGUGGGGAUGGGCACAGUAUUCCAGUAGCUGGACCACCUGGAUCACCAGGAUUGCCUGGAGUACCUGGAAGAGAUGGUUUGGUUGGAGAAAGGGGACCUGUUGGACCAGUUGGACCAAAAGGAGAAGAUGGUACAAGUAUUGAAAGUUUGAGUGAUGAUGAUAUUGAAAGAAUUGCUAGAAAAGUUUAUCAACUUCAAAAGGUAAUUAAAAUAAUCUAAGAAUUUUAUUUCAUUAUUGUUUAUUACAGCCAGAACUUGAUCGUAGAAAUCAAGGAAUUGAAUCGAGAGGAGAACGUGGACCACAAGGGCCUCCUGGUCCACCAGGACAACCGGGUCAACCAGCAUAUUCUGCUACUUCUCAUGGUUAGUUUUUUGUUUGUUUAUGCUUCUUUAUAUUUUCGCGAAAAUGUUUAUAAGUUACAAAUGUUUUCCUACAAGAAUAGUCUUCUAAUAUUUUUGUUCUUUUUUAUUAGUUCCGGAAAUUCAAUUUUAUUUUUUCCAAUUCCAAAUAGUUUAUUGAAAGGUGUUAAAAGAUCAAUCUAUAAUAUCAACAAAAAAUAUUUUCAGCUGUAUUCUCUGGAACUCCGGUCAAUGUUCAUGCAACAACUGUCGAAUUAUUUGCAACUUCUCGAAAUACUCGAGUUGGCCAAUUGGCAUUUGCAACUUCUUCUCAACAACUUUUCAUUCGAGUUAACAAUGGCUGGAAAGAAGUUCAACUAACUAGUUUUCAUCCAUUUGUAGAACAACGACAAUCCACGGUUAGUUUUUGUUUUUUAUUUUUAUUUGAAGUUUGAGAAGGAUUUCGAAAAAAAAACAUGUCAACAAAUAAGGUAAAUAUUUUUAGCCAAUCGAGCUUGAUUCUCGAUACAGUCCGAAUAGUUUAGAAUAUUGGGUAAGUAUUGUUGUAUAUUGUGAUUGAUGUUGUUAUUAAAUGACAGACUCAUCAUUCGUCUCAUAAAUGUUCACAUCGACAAACAAGAUCAAACGUAAUUCAUUGAUUUUCUUCCCAAAUUUUUCAGUUCACUUUUUCCAUUGUGGUUGAGAGUUUCUGUCAAAUAUUUGUCGAGUUCAAAACACAUUUUUUUUCAUUUCCAGCAACAUUCGAGACAAAAUGAUAUUUAUCAUGUGACAUCAUCUGUUCCACAAACACCUGAUUGGAUGCCAAAAACAACUACAGAAAGACCACAACGUGAUUCAAAUCAUAAUAAAGAACGAGUUGUGAGUAUGAAUAGUUUGUUAGAUUUCUGAUUUAAGAGUUUCGCCCUUUAGAUUCACAUGAUUGCAUUAUCACAUCCUUUCUCUGGAAAUUUACACGGUCUUCGAGGUGCUGAUUUGCAAUGUUAUCGUGAAGCUCGAGCUGCUGGAUAUACAACAACAUUCCGUGCAAUGCUUUCAUCGGAUGUUCAAGAUAUGGUUAAGAUUGUUCAUUCAGCUGAUGCCGAUACACCGGUUGUUAAUAUUUAUGGACAUCAGUUAUUUGAUAGUUGGAGAGCAUUUGUUAACGGUGUUUCAAUUUCGAAUCAAGCCCAACUUUUCUCAUUUGAUAGACAUGAAGUUCUCAACGAUUCGAAAUGGUGGGUAUAGAUUCUGAUCUUUUAGAGUGAAACUUUAUGAAACUUUACGGUAGCGGUACCUUUUUCUAUUAAUACUUUUCUGAAUUUCUUUGUAGAUCUCUACGUGCGUAGGUGUUCAGAACUAAUUUGGAAAUUUUAAGGCCUGAUAAACGAGUUUGGCAUGGAUCUCAAUUUGGUGGAAUUCGUGGACAACAAUAUUGUGAUGGCUGGAGAAGAUCUGACAGUGAGUUCAACAAAAAAUAUUAGAUUCUCUCAAAUAUUAUCCGUUUAGAUUCUCUUAAAUCAUUUGCCGGACAAAUUUUCUCGAACACUUCAAUUUUUUCAUCAACAACACAAAUCGAUUGUGACAACAAACUGAUUGUUUUGUGUGUUGAGAACAUGUCGAAAUAUCAUGGUGACAAAAUCUUGAGACUUCGUCGACUCCAAAGUGAAUACUUUUAA